Paramormyrops kingsleyae is the source of this 3041-nucleotide messenger RNA. Lineage: Eukaryota; Metazoa; Chordata; Actinopteri; Osteoglossiformes; Mormyridae. The record is from RefSeq and is a predicted model, not a curated record.
ACCCCAGGUACAUACGCACUUUCGGAAACCUGACGAAGUCAUUUCAUAGCGAUAAUCGUAGGCGUUUGUUCCGCUUCCAUUGCUCAUGUUAUGCUGACUCUAUAAAUAAAAUGGCACAUUAAUUAAGAUAAACAGAAAAAUCUAAAUAUUGUCCAAACGGUCAAACCGAAAUCCACAACUAAUAGCCGCCAUCAUUAUUGUACUUAUGUGCUUAUUAUUGUACUUCUAGUAAAACUCUGUGUUAGUAAGAUCGAAGAAAAUGGAUCAGGAAAAAGAAAACUGGAUCCAGAUGAAAAUUAUAGUAAUACACGAACGUAUCUAAAAUUGCAUUAUGGUAGCUUUACCUAUAUUUUUCGUGACUUGAAUGCUUCGGGGGCGUUUUAAAUAUUGAAUGUAUUUUAAUGUCCUGGCUUUGGUGGUUAAAGGGCCUCUAGUAACUCUAUAUUGGACGAAAAUUAAAGAAAAACAACAGAGACAGAACUUUUGACAAGUGAGAGGACUUGGACUAUUUGUUAAGGGUAAACUAUUAGGACCGCGUCUUUUUCGUCUGCCCUGGAAAGUAAUAGGCUAUUUGCCAAUGCACGGACCUCCGAAACGGCGUGGGAAAAGGCACUAAGCGGAUAGUGGGCCAGUAUCUCUGGACUUGGCUGAGCGGAUUUGGAAGGCAGAUUAAAAAGCUGAAAGCGAGCAGUGGGACUCGGAAGGACUAAGUCAGGUUUAAGAUGCUCUCAGUCUGCUGCGUGAUUCUCUGCUCUGCGCUCCUCCAGGGCGGGACUGGUAAGUGUGGGGAAGCCGUACUAGGAUCCCGCUGCAGGAACCACACAUGUAGCGCCCCCGUAGGGAAUCUAGCGAUUGGCAGACAGUUGACCACCCUCAGCAGCUGCUGUGGAAACAGAUCCUCGCUGCCCUGCCUUGCCCCGCACUGCCACUCUCUGCCUUCGCACCUGGGGGAGCUACUGGAGGAGGAGGUCCAGCUGGACCUGGAGACGCAGUUCACCCUGACCCACGUGGUGGUGGCUUUUCGCUUGCCCUGCCCCUUGGCCAUGGUCCUGGAGCGGUCGCGUGACUUCACCCUGUCCUGGGAGCCACUCAAAUUCUUUUCCAGUAGUUGCAGGCAAAUGUUCGGCCUCCCUGAUGAUAUCAGGACCCCGGGUGCCCUGUGCACCUCCCGCUACUCCAGUAGCAGAGAGGUUAUCUUUCGGGCCCUCAGUCCCGGAGACAGCCUGAGGGACCCCUACAGCCCUGAGGCUCUUGCCCGGCUCACGCUCACCAAUCUGAGAAUACGGCUUCUCAGGGAGCAGUCCUGUCCCGCCCCUGUUUCCAGGCAAAGCAGCCCCCCUGGCACGGAUUCAACGCCCUCUCCUGUCUACGGUCUGCUAGCUGGGGGCACCUGCCUCUGUCAUGGGCAUGCAGGACGGUGCCAACCGUUUGUGGCACGGCUGGGCACGCGACCUCAUGCUGGCAUGGUGCCGGGCCGGUGCGUGUGCGCACACCACACGGCGGGAGAGCACUGCCAGAGGUGCGCCCCCCUCUUCAACGACCGGCCCUGGAGACCUGCCAACGGUAACAGCGGGGAGCCCCACCCCUGCAAGAGGUGCGAGUGUCACGGUCAUGCCGACAGCUGCCACUUCUCCCGGUGGAUGUGGCAGACUACAGGGGGUGUGAGUGGGGGAGUUUGCGAUGGCUGCCGUCACAACACAGAGGGCAGCAGGUGCCAGCGCUGCCGCCCGGGUUAUCAGCGGCGGAGCAGCACAGCCUUGAGCUCGCCACACGCCUGCACCCGUUGCUGGUGUGACUCUGUCGGCUCGGUGCAGGGCAGGGCUGAGGGUCGCUGGUGUCACCCCCGCAGUGGGCACUGUCACUGCAAGCUGGGGGUUGGCGGUCGAACCUGCAGCCACUGCCUCCCAGGCUACUGGGGCUUCGGGCCCAAUGGCUGCACACGGUGCUCUUGCCCCCAGAACUGCGACUCCAUCACAGGACACUGUCAAGACAGAAAUCACUAUGAGGCCUACAACAUUCCCAUUGGUGGAAGGAUCCCCGACGGUACAAGCAGCCUGACCAAUGAAAAAGGAAAGGAGUGGUCAGAGGAGCUCACUAUCUCAGCUAUUCAUUAUACAGCGAAAUGCAACUGCAAGGAGAAAACUCUGAAAAGCAUCUCUGAUCUCUGCAAGAGAAAGUAUGCCUACGUCAUCAAGGCCAGCGUGCUGUCGGCUCAUGACAAAGGCAGCCACGUGGAGGUGGAAGUGAAGGUGCGCAAGGUGCUGCGAUCGGGACGCCUGUCCCUGUCCCAGGGCACCCACAGCCUGUUCCCCGUGUCAUGGACGACCUUGGGCUGCACCUGUCCCAUCCUCAAUCCAGGUAUAAAACUCAGCUUCACAUUACACUCUGUGUGCAUGCCGCAGAUACUUAUUACAUUAAAGGGCAGAGGGUUAGAUAGAACCGUUUUAAAAUGGGUUUCUGUACAUUUUAAGACAUCUUAUCUAAUUUUCCUUCCUGUUUGCCAAAUCCACAGUCUCUCUCAGUAAAUAACACUAUAAAAUUGAAUAUCAGAAGAUCCACAACCCUAAACCAUUCCUUGUAGGAAGCUCUAUUGUCCAGCUAAUUUGGCUUUAUUUAGCUCAGCAAGGCUGUUUUCACAUCAUUGUAGCCUUCAAGUCUUCAGAAACCUCCCCUAGUUUCUGUCUUACUGAAGACCAUGGUGAGUUUCGGACAGUAACUCUAGGUGGGUACUUACCUCCAGCUGGGAUGCUGAUUGACAGUGCUGGCUGGAGAUCACCGUCAUUAGCUUUGGGUGAACUGUACGCUCAGUGCUGCCACUCGCAUCGUGUGUGAUCUCAUGGGCUGUGGGAGUGACAGCGUUAAGCGAUUCCUCAUACCUGCCUGCAGAGGUCCCCGCCUGCCUCUCUCGCCAAGUCCAUAUUACUCACACAACCAGAACGUUACACAAGGUCUGCCUGUAGAGCCGUCACUGCUCAGGUGAACAGCCGGACACUUUCCAUCAAGUCAGUGAACCAUCAAAAAAAAAAAAAAAAAAAAAAAAA